Molecule: messenger RNA, 807 nt
Organism: Symbiodinium necroappetens
Lineage: Eukaryota; Dinophyceae; Suessiales; Symbiodiniaceae
Source: the annotation of a GenBank genome assembly
AUGGCUGCGCAAAGUGGGCAGAGGUUGCCCGGUCUGGGUCGAUGGGUGGUCGUGGCGGUGGCCUUGGGACUGGUGACCUUGGGGCCGGAUCAUGGGCUCGGAGGGCCGUGUGCCCCAAUCCGAGGUUUCGUCGAGAGCCUCUCGAAGGGCCGCGUGCUCAAAAUGGGCCCCUCAGAGAGAAGCCUGGCUCGCAGGGCGCGCGUGGACGGCGAGUACGGUGUGCUGCCGGAGCCGCCCUCACCGCUGAUCGAGUUGGAGGAGAAGGAUCCCGUUCUAGAGGCCCUGAUCACUGUGGUCCAGGCUGCGGACAAGAAGCGUGGUGUGGACAUCAGCGCCUUUUGGGUGAAGGAGGGCUUUGAAAUGAUCGUAAUGAUCACGGCCCUGUCCCGCCCGCAGCUGCAAGCCAUCGCCGGAGAGAUCGAGAACAAGAUGCGACACGAGUUACGAAUGAAGCGCCGAAAAAGCCAGUGGCCAGGGCAGACCAUCCGUGACGAGGCGGCAAACGGAUGGUGCUGCAUGGUGUAUCCCCGCAUGACCAUCAACAUCAUGACCCCGGUGCAGCGAUCUUACUAUGAUAUUGAGAGCAUUUGGAGGGAUGACAACGAGGAUUAUGAGAAGGUCCCCCUGCAGGAAGUACUUAGAGAAGAAGGCUUCGGCAAUCUCAGGGUGACCAAGGGGCUCCAAGAUCCAAACGACAUCACCCCAAGGAGGACAGAGGAUGCGGAAAUCCCACCUUCUGAGUACGAGCCAUUUGACGACGAUGAUGACCUUUACGAAGAAGACGAGGAUGAUCCUUUCUGGUCUUGA